Messenger RNA from Blumeria graminis f. sp. triticale, 189 nucleotides. NCBI's taxonomy places the organism in Eukaryota, Fungi, Ascomycota, Leotiomycetes, Helotiales, Erysiphaceae. The record is from the annotation of a GenBank genome assembly.
AUGCAAGUAAAUGUUGGAAGAGGAGCUUACGCGCACAAUAUGGCUCUCCAGCUGGCACACGAAAAUAAUAUUGACGCUCUACUCAUACAAGAACCUUGGACAUUAAAAGAUCUAACAGCGAAAAGGUCAAUUUCACACCCAAAAUUUGCGCUUUUCUCACCACUAGACGAAUGGCAUACUCGCCCCUGA